AUGGCCCAUGCCGGCAGGGAGCGCCAGCUGCGUGAGCGGCUGAGCCAGGCUCAGGCAGAUGUCGAGCGCUGCACAGCGCUGGUCGCAGCAGCUCGCCGCGACCUGCAGGCAGCCCGGGAACGACAGAAGAGCGUCGAGGCCGAGAUCGAGGAGCUCCAACAGCAGCGCCACGAAUCUGGAGAGGACUGGGUGAAGCAGCAGCCCUGGACCAAAAAGCUGCGGCGGCUUUGUGAGCAGACUUUCGGUGUGACCGCUUUCCGCAGGAACCAGGAGGAGGCUUUGAAUGCCAUCCUCGCUGGCCGGGAUGUGUUUUUGGUGGCACCGACUGGUGCCGGCAAGUCCUUGUGCUUUCAGGCUCCCUCGCUUCUGCGCAGCAAUCUCACCGUUGUGGUGAGCCCCCUGCUUUCGUUGAUGCAGGAUCAGGUCAUGGCGCUCCAGGCCUUGGGGAUCAAAGCGGCCAUGCUCAGCAGUGGCGACUCCCGCGAGGAUCAGACGAAGAUCCGUGCGGAGAUGAAGGCCCUCACAGCCAAGGAUGGAGGAGAUGGACUCCGGAUCCUCUAUUUGACGCCAGAGCGACUGGCAAAGAGCAAGCUUGUUAUGAAUCUCCUUGAGAAAAUCUAUGCCGCAGACCGACUGGGCUUGCUGGCAAUUGACGAGGCGCACUGCAUCUCACAAUGGGGCCACGACUUUCGACAGGAUUACGAGCGCUUGGCCGCUCUACGGGUCCAGUUUCCACAAACUCCAAUACUCGCGCUGACAGCCACAGCUACUCAGACCGUCGCUGGCGACGUGCAGCGCUGCCUGGGCAUGGCGGGUGCCGUAGAGCUCCGCGCGCCGACGGAUCGACCCAACCUGUUCUAUGCCGUGCGUCAUCGGCCGAAGGCCGCAGCGGACGUUCUGGCAAUGGUGCUGUCCACAAUCCAGCUUUUUCCACGAGGUACGCCUGGCCUCGUCUACUGCUUCACACGCAAGGAAGCAGAGCAGUUGCGGCAAGGCUUGGCAGAAGCUGGCGUGCCCUGCGAGUUCUAUCAUGGAGAUCUGGAUGCGUCGGCUCGCCAGAGAGUCCACUCCUCUUGGGUGGAGGGCCGCAUCAGCGUGGUGGUGGCCACCGUGGCCUUCGGCAUGGGUAUCAACAAGAGCGACGUACGGUUCGUGGUCCACGCUGGCUUGCCGGCUUCGCUUCACCAUUACUACCAGGAAGCUGGCCGCGCUGGGAGGGACGGCAAGCCUGCUCUUUGCUUGCUGCUCUACCGCCCUAGCGACGUUCCGCGGCACAGCGUCAUGAACUACUACAAGCCGGCAUCCUUACGAGAGCUCUACAAGGCUGCAAUGUAUUGUCACGGGAGCGAGUGUCGGCGCAUGCAGAUCUCGCGUCACUUUGGCGAGGAGCUGCCACCUUGCGACCGUGGCUGUGACGUUUGCAUGGCCAAGCGCUGUGACAUCAGCGAACCUCCGGCUCGGAAGAAGCCGCGCCUGAUGCCAUCGACCCCACCAGAGGCACUGACAAGCGCUUUGCGUGCUGGUGCAGCAGCACGAGGCCAGGAAGAGCAACUGACACUGGCAAAGCUUUCGGACAAGGUCCAGAAAAGUUGCAAGUGGCGCGGAGAGAUGGCGUCUGAGGCAGUCAUGUACGUGGCACUGUCCCUGCUUGGAGCUGGCUACUUGAGGGAGGAGUUUCGGCACUCCCCAUAUGCGACGAAUGCCUACUUGGUGGCCACCCCGAGCGCUGAUCGCGUGUUGGCCGGCGAGAUGGAUCUCUCUGCAGAAGCUCAGGCGCUGAGCUCUCCACCAGACCUGCUUUUCAGCCCAGUAGAUGCUUGUGGCGCAUCCGCUGCGGCCAAAGAGGCAGUGGCUCUUCGUGCAGGUCCUGGCGGUGCGGGUGCUGGCAUUCGACAGAGCCUGCGGCAACUGCGGGCACUGCUGGGGAAGCAGGCUGGGGUGCCGGGGCAGUUCGUGCUCACGGACGAGGAGAUCGCGGGACUUUCGGAGUUGGAGUUGCCUGGUGGUGUGGAGGAGCUGAGCCCGCUAUCCGCAGUGAAGAUCCUUGGCGGCGUUGCGUUUGUUCUACGGUGGAUCUUGGGUACAGUACCUGGGCCGUAG
This is a messenger RNA of Symbiodinium sp. CCMP2456, 2100 nucleotides long. The record is from the annotation of a GenBank genome assembly. Lineage: Eukaryota; Dinophyceae; Suessiales; Symbiodiniaceae.